This is a messenger RNA of Gymnogyps californianus (California condor), 1705 nucleotides long. RefSeq names its product mesoderm induction early response protein 3-like. Bases 47 to 1624 code for a protein of 525 amino acids. Lineage: Eukaryota; Metazoa; Chordata; Aves; Accipitriformes; Cathartidae. Gene Ontology annotation, molecular function: histone deacetylase binding; transcription corepressor activity. Gene Ontology annotation, cellular component: nucleoplasm. The record is from RefSeq and is a predicted model, not a curated record. Gene Ontology annotation, biological process: negative regulation of transcription by RNA polymerase II. The transcript has 11 exons.
UGGCUCUCUAUCGUCUGAGGAUCAUGACUUUGACCCUUCUGCUGAAAUGCUGGUACAUGAUUAUGAUGAUGAGCGAACUCUUGAAGAAGAGGAGGAAAUGAUGGAAGAAAACAAAAAUUUUGUCUCUGAAAUUGAAGAUUUAGAAAAGGAAGGAAACAUGCCAUUGGAAGAUUUAUUGGCAUUCUAUGGCUAUGAACCCACGAUUCCAGUUAUGGCCGGUUCCAGUGCAGAUAGCUCUCCAAGUGAACUUGCAGAUGAACUUCCAGAUAUGACUCUAGAUAAAGAGGAAAUAGCUAAAGACCUCUUGUCGGGUGAUGAUGAAGAAACACAGUCCUCUGCUGAUGACUUGACACCAUCAGUUACUUCACAUGAGGCUACCGACUUCUUUCCUCGGCCAUUAAGAUCAAACACUACGUGUGAUGGAGAUAAGGAAUCAGAUGGUGAAGACGUAGAGGCAGACAAUGGUAAUUCAUCUGAAGAUUUGAGAAAGGAAAUAAUGGUUGGUUCACAGUAUCAGGCUGAAAUUCCACCUUACCUUGGCAGAUACAGUGAUAAUGAAAAGGCCUAUGAAAAUGAAGACCAUUUACUUUGGAAACCUGAUGUGAUCUCAGAAAGUAAAGUUAAAGAAUACCUUUUUGAAACCUCCUUAAGAACAGGAAAUGAAAACAUGAUUGGCAGAAUUCCUGAAGGACUACAUACACGGGACAACGAACAAGCGCUAUAUGAACUUCUCAAAAGUAGCCAUAAUGUUAAAGAAGCAAUUGAGAGAUACUGCUCAAAUGGAAAGGCAUCUCAGGAAGAGAUGACAGCAUGGACAGAAGAAGAAUGCAGAAGCUUUGAACAUGCACUUCUGAUUUAUGGAAAAGACUUUCAUCUCAUACAGAAAAACAAGGUAAGAACCAGAACAGUUGCUGAGUGUGUGGCUUUCUAUUACAUGUGGAAAAAGUCAGAACGUUAUGAUUACUUUGCUCAGCAAACAAGAUUUGGAAAGAAGAGAUAUAACCAUCAUCCAGGAGUUACGGACUACAUGGAUCGUUUGGUAGAUGAAGCAGAAGCCCUUGGUGGAGCAGUACAUUCUUCAGCCUUAACAUCUAAUACUCGAACAGAAACCAUUCCUGAUCAACAGCUAAGCAUUCUGAACUCUAUCACUGCCAAUGAAUUGACAGCAUUGACAAACAGUGUAGCUACAGUCUGCCACGCUUCAGAUGUGAACUGCCUGGAUGAUGCCUUUCCUCCUAUGGACAGCUUACCCCGAGCAUCAGUUAAUCAUGUGCCUGUUGGAACAGAAGAAUUGCUUAACUUGCCUAGCAAUGGUGAAAGUGAUUGUUUUAAUUUAUUUGAGACUGGUUUUUAUCAUUCAGAGCUAAACCCAAUGACCAUGUGCAGUGAGGAGACAGAAAGACCUGCGAAGAGAUUGAAAAUGGGAAUUGCUGUCCCAGAAUCUUUCAUGAAUGAUGUCUCUGUAAAUAACCUUGGUGUGGACUUCGAGAACCACACACACCAUAUUACCAGUGCCAAAAUGGCUGUUUCAGUGGCUGACUUCAGCAGUCUAUCUGCAAAUGAGACAAAUGGUUUUCUCAAUACCCAUGCUCUUCACCAACAUACUGCCCUUCACUCAGAAUGACUGGAAAACUAAACAAACAGUGGGUACUUUGUGCAGUAGUAGUAAACUUGAUGGGAGCUAUCAGGUUUGCUUAGUCUUUCA